Messenger RNA from Nipponia nippon (crested ibis), 3018 nucleotides. NCBI's taxonomy places the organism in Eukaryota, Metazoa, Chordata, Aves, Pelecaniformes, Threskiornithidae. The record is from RefSeq and is a predicted model, not a curated record.
AUGAUCAGAGAGGGACUAAAUGAGCUUGAUCAAGAAGGACUGCGUAACGUGCGCCUCAGCACAAUCUUCUUAGAGGCUCUACUGAAUGAAACACCUUUUCCUGUUCGCAAAUUCACAAACACGGUCUCAGUAAGGGAUCUGCGCAAGCAUCUGGAGAAAGCAGAUUUGGAUUCAGAGAAGAGCAGCCUCCUGCUGUUCUGCCGCCUGAGCCGGGCGCCUGCGCAAUCGCGGUCCCAGGCUGCAGCUCAGCACCAGCGCGAACUGAAGUCGGGCCUUCUUGGCUGGAUGCGCGUGUUCGGCGUCGGGCUUGUAAACCACAUAGCACUCUCUCAUUCUUCAAACACAAAAAUCAGAAGGUACGACGACGAGUCCUUUAACCACAGCCAGCCGCAGCAUUCUUUCACCCUGCAACUUGGCUGGGUGCGGGAGCUGUCCUGCCGCCUUCUCUCCAACUGCUUUGAUUCACAGAGAUUUGUUGUGGCAGUGGCCUGCCCAACAGUUUGGCAAGCUGCCGUAGGAAAUGCUGCAGCUCCAGGCAGGCGCUGGGAGCUGCCCUCGGAGACCCAGAGCAGGUCUGCUACUUUCAGGCAUCCAGAGAUACUUGAAGAGUUGCCCCAGUACGGGAUGAGGGAGCCUCCUUUUGCUGUUGUCUCAGAGUUUAAACAGCAAGGGCAAUUUGGCAGAGGGGGAAAUGGUGAUUCCAAGGCACUUCCAGGAAUUCUGGUGUAUUAUUCCUGUGGUGCGGUGGUGGAAUCGAUGGAAAGAGGCCUGAUUUUAUCACCGGGUUUUCCAAACAACUACUACCCCGGGACACACUGCGUUUGGCAAUUUUUCAUUCCCAUGAGAACCCAUCUCAUCUUGGAAAUUUUUGACUUUGACAUUUUUGAGAGCUCUGGUGAAACUCCAGCCCCCUGGGAUGGCUUUUCAGCCCCCACUAAAACAGGAAAUAAGGACAUGCCUGCUCUUGAGGAAAACCUAGACUUUGCUCCCCGUACCACAAAACCCUCUCUCCAGACCUGGAUGUCGAAGGCGGCUCAGAAUCUGAGCAGCACGGGAGAUCAGUCAAAGGACCUCGCUAGUCACCUGGCUGAACUUCCAGGAACCUCCUCAAAAAAAGAUGAAGCCAAACAAGCAUCUGAAGAAAACCAGUCGAAGCAGAUGAAGGAACCCAAAGCGAUUACCAAGGCUCAACCAGAAGAACUGCCAUUCCCUGGGGCUGGUGGUGCCACAAUGUGGAGGCAAAAUACCAGUGGCCUGGAAACAGAAGAUUUGAAAGGGAAACUCUUGCUUGCCCACCGAGCUGCUAGCGAGAGAGAGGAAGUUACAGGAGAGAGCUGGACUCUUCCCACAACAGUACUGCCCGUGGAAAUCUCCUCCAGCCCCCAGUCAGCAGCGGAUGUCUGUCCCCAUGAUGUACUAUACGUUUCUGAUCUCAUCACGUUUUCCUCUCGCUUCUGUGGACCAAAUUUACCUUUAAACAAGACCAUGGUCUUUGGUUCGUCUCUGGAAAUGGUUGAGGUUAUCAUGGAACUGAUCACCACCACAGACCGGGGCCGAGGCUUUGCAAUGCUCUUUGAAUACAAGAACAUCACCGACCCUAACACUGUAGAUGCUGUGAGGCAGGAGAGAAAGGAAAACAUGAUGAUGCUGGCAAUUAUAACAGGGAUCGUCGCCUUUGCACUUGCUUUGCUCUCUGCCCUCUGCAUAGCUUGCAGGCAGAGAACGUGCCCCAAAAGGAGCUCAUCCAACGCCUGCAGCGACCAGGAGAACGGGAUCCAGAACUCCGCCGUCGAUAUCAAUGAGCUCCAGCUGGUGGUGCCAAGUCGGGAGAAUGAAAACAACAACCACUCUGUCAGCCGGGAGCAGGCGGUCACUUCCUGCGGAGGCAGCACAGAACGGUCUCCUCAGGACACCGACCCAGAUGUGCCCUCCUCCACAUCCGCAGUGACCACCGAGACCGGGAGUGAUGAAGUGUUCAUUAUUUCUGCUGGACCUGGGGCCAGUGGGCUGAGCUUUACCACCUACAGAAUACAGGACAAAAACCUAAAAAGAAGCGUCACAAGCCCAGCCUCUGUGUCUGACUGGGUGACUUCUAAUCACACGGCAGCAGGAGCAGACGCUGUUGAGAAGGGGAACGUCCAGCUGGAAAAUCCCUGUCCCAGGCAGCGCACGUGGAGCGCCCGCACUUUCCAUGACUUCCUGGCUCCCAUACCACAGCUACAGAAAAAGUGGUGUAGCUGGACCACCAACAGUCCCUUCACAAAGCUGGUUGACAACAGCGGUUUUCCUACGGCUGCAAGAUCCCAAGGUGUCCCAACCAGAAAGGUAAUCUCAGCCACUGAGAUAGAGGGAGCAUCAGAGACCAUUUACUCCGAUUCAUCUGCCAGUAAUGCCUCAUACCCCCUCACUCUGUCUGCACAAAGGCAGCGGAAGCUAAGCUCCUGCAAUUUGAAGAAGUCCAGGUUUGGGAACCCUUAUUUUGGAUUUUUAGCCAGUUCUCCUGACAGCAAACAUGUGAGGUCCUUGGAUCCCUCAAGACAUCUAGGGGCAGCAUCUCCAAUUAACAGCCAAAGCCCCAAAAAUCUUCUAGAGAGCUCCAACCCACUGAAAAUCAACUUGGUCAAUGGUUCGAAAACAAAGGAGCUUAUGGUAGAAACAGAUAAAAACAAACCGGUUUUUGUUAUUUCUGAAGAAGGGGAUGAUCAGCAGCCCCUGGUCCUAGCAGAACAUCUUAGUCAAUGUGGAGAUCAUCUGUCAGAGCAAAAUGCUGCGUACGCUCCAGCUGUGCCAGAUAACCAGCCGGCGGUUCUGCCCGUUGAGGGGAACGGUUCUGCCAGCUUCACCUCAAAUCUUCCCCUGUGGGCAAAAUCCCCUGGUUUAUACAAAGGCCACGUGAAGGCCCCUAGCUCCUCCAGGGACCGGCAGAGCUCGUCAGCUGGAGAUGCUAACGCUACUGAGACCUCACAGAACUGCGCUAGCCUAGCUGCUCCUACGCCAUGCCAAGCCUCCGUCCAGUGA